UUUUAAGUCUAACAGUGUCGCCGUAAACAAGAAAUUAUUUUGGAAAGAUUUUCGUUGAAAUGUUCACGAUUCUACAGGAAUAAAUUGUUUAUAAUUAAGUGAUGAAAGAUGAUAAACUCUGUGGCAAUAUUUCUUUUAAUAUUGUUCGUUGUAAACAUAACAGCUGAGAAUGGUGUAGAUGUGCGAAUAAAGAGGAACGUAAUUCAUGGUCCCAUAAAGUUGAUCAAUGAACCGGCUUGUAGGGAAAUAAAAAAUUUGUGCAGCAAUUUACCGGACGAUGCAGAUGAUUUAAUCGUUCUGGAAUGCGUACAAACGUUUCUUACAUCACAAAUCGAGUCUCUGCCGGACGAAUGCCAACACUCGAUUUGGUCUCAUACGUCAGAACUUCUCGAAGAUGUUAACGUGGCCAGAUUGACACAAAAAGUCUGUGCAAAUGAUCUACCUAAAAUGAGCUGUAAAGUAACUAAAGAGCCGGGACACAUGUUGGCCUGCUUACUGGAUCAUCAAAAUGACAUUAAAAGUGCCGGAUGUCGAAGUGUUAUUCAAAAGCUGGAAUGGGUUGCAUUUUCGGAUUUUCGAUUAAUCGGAUCAUUUGUACGAGAUUGUGAAAGCGACAUUAAAGAAAAUUUCUGUGGACGUUUGAGUACCGAUAAAAAUACUCUGUCACAAGUUGACACUUUAGCCUUCUUACAAAGCAAGAUUGACGAUUUAACAAAGGAAUACAGGAAGGGCAUUUUACGUUUGUCUGAACUACAGUCGGACAAUGUGAGACUCGAUAAAAAGUUAUUCUUAGCGUGUACGGAAGAUACACGGCGAUUUUGUCCGGACAUAAGGCCGGGAACGGGAGCCGUGUAUAAAUGUCUGAUUAGAAAUAAAAAUGAUCAAACCAUGUCAUCUCUGUGUAAAGAGCAACUGCUGCGUCGCGACAAACUUAUUGCACACGACUACAAAGUAAGCAAAGGUCUGGCAAGAGCAUGCAGAGAAGACAUUAAGAACAACAAAUGUCGACGAGGCGUUUCCGAAGACAAAGAUGUUCGACUAGCACAAAUUCUUUUGUGUUUGGAAGCAGCUAAUAAAAAUAAUACAAAAAUAUCACCAGAAUGUCUGGCCGAAAUGACAGAUCAUCGGAAAUUGCUGAUGGACGAUUUUCAACUCUCUCCGGAAAUUUUGACUGGUUGCGCUGAUGACAUAACAAAAUUUUGUGAUAAUUUGGAGGCUGCGGGUAAAACCAUCCAUUGUUUAAUGGAACACGCAAGACCGAAAAAGAAAAAGGAUCGCAGAAUAACGUCGACGUGCCAAAGAGCUUUGGAAAUGGUCAUAAAGGUGAGCGAUGUUGCAGAAGAUUGGCGUGUCGAUCCAGUUUUGCGAAACGCAUGCAAGCCAGUUGUAGAUUUAGCUUGUCGUGAUGCUAGCAGUGGUGAUGCUCGAGUUAUGUCUUGCUUAAUGGAGAAAAUCGGAACAAAACUUAUGACGUCUGACUGCGAAGUUGCUCUCAUGCAAAUUCAAUAUUUUGUGGCGCGUGACUUUAAAUUGGACCCACAAUUGUACAGAAAUUGCAAAGCUGACGCCAUUUCCCUUUGCCAUGCUAAGCCGUCAUGGGAUGACGCUGAUAAUGCUCCCAUGGAUCCGGAUCGAGGACCAUUAAUUUUACCAUGUUUAUACAGAAGUGCCUUUCAUCUAGAUAAAAACGUUCAACUGAAACCCGAAUGCUUCCAGGAAAUAAAACGUGUUAUGAGGCAACGUGCUAUUUCGGUUGAUCUGAUUCCAGAAGUCGAGGAUAUGUGCAUAGACGACCUAGCCAAUUUUUGCUUCGAUAAAACGCAAAAAGGUGAAGAAAUGCAAUGUCUGCAGGACAACUUAGAGAAACUAGCUGAGAACUGUAAGACCGCGGUCAUUACCUAUACCGAAGAGGAGGCCGCGCACAUCGAAUUGAAUCCAAUCAUAAUGUCCCAUUGCCGUAACGAAAUGGAAAGGCACUGUGAUUCCAUAUUGAAAAAUGGUAGAGAUGAAGGUGACAUGAUGGAAUGUUUGAUUGCACACAAAAAUGAUGCGGAUUUCCGGCAAAACAUCAAAUGUCGUGCAGUAAUCGAACACUUUCAAAUUACUUCACUGAAGAAUUAUCACUUCACCUACAAAUUCAAAGAAGCGUGUCGACCGCAUGUAAUGAGAUUCUGUCCGAAUAGCAAUACCAAGUACGAUGUAGUGGAGUGUUUGAGUGAGGUAAUGCGAAAUGACACCCUGAAAGGUCAACGGCAUACUAUACCGAAGGAAUGCAGACAGCAAGUGCGUGCUCAGUUAUACCAGCAACGGGAAAAUAUCGAUUUUGAUCCAAAAUUGAAAAGUGCUUGUAAGGAGGACAUAAAAACAUUUUGUUUGAAUGUCCCAAAUGGUGCUGGCCAGGUGAAUAAGAAAAAUGUAUUAGAAUGCCUACAAAAUCAGCACGAAAAACUGGGACCAACGUGUCGGCACGCAAUUUUCGCUAUUAGAAAGUCAGAGCUGACAGAUAGUGCGACCGAUUACACAUUAUUGAAUUCUUGUGCGGCCAUGAUACGGCAAUAUUGCCGGGAAACUGAAACCUCCAAGACAUUGGAAUGUCUAAAAAUUCACAAGGACGAACCUCUGUUUGAUGGUGUGUGCAAAUUGGUUGUUGUCAAUCGCAUGAUUGCGCAAAAUAUGGAUUAUCGAUUCAAUCCUAUGCUGCAAAACGCGUGCUCAGAAAAUAUUGCCGAAUAUUGUACCAAUGUUGUAGCGUCCGCUAAACAAAAUGAAGAAUUGAACGGCAAGGUUGUGGGUUGCCUGAAAACCAAAUUCCGUGAGGGGAAGCUGACGAAAAAGUGCGAAGAGCAAAUGACUGAAGUGUUGCACGAGCAAGCUUUGAAUUAUAAAUUGAAUCCGCUGCUGAAAUCUGUGUGCAGUGCCGAAAUUUCGUUUCUGUGUAAACCGAAAGAUGACGUUGAAGAGUACGGUGAAGUCGAGGAAUGUCUAAAAUUGGCAUUUUUGAAUCAUCAAAUCAUUGCGCAGGAGUGCAAGUUUGAGGUGGCUACCUUGAUUCAAGAGGCCAAGGCAGACAUACAUGUGGAUCCUCUGCUACAACGGGCAUGCACCGUGGAUCUACUGAAGUAUUGUUCAAACGUGCCUCGCGGAAAUGGAAGGCUACUAAAAUGUCUUCAAGUGAUACUCGCCGACGAAUCAAAGGCGUUGGAACCGGAUUGUAAAUCGAAAUUGGAAAAGCGAAUGGAAAUGUUCCGAAAUGCAGCGCCGUUGAUCGCUCACGCACCAGAAGACUUGGGGCAGCUCUAUUCGCAGGUAGCUACAUCACCAGCUCGGCGAUAUUUUAUUGUGUUAGGGCUCUCAGCAGUUGGCUUUACUUUCAUUUUUGGUAUGUUUUUCGGUCGCUAGUUUCGAAGGCAAGGCAUUGCGAAAAAUAAGUAGGGUCGAACUCAACCAAUUUUUGUUUCUCUUGAAAGCUCGAAUUCGAAUCAAUUUGUAAAAUUUUGAUGAAUGAGGAUUGUUUUCUGUGACCUAGAAUGGAAUAAAGAUUUUGAUUUUUA
Molecule: messenger RNA, 3551 nt
Organism: Bradysia coprophila
Lineage: Eukaryota; Metazoa; Arthropoda; Insecta; Diptera; Sciaridae
Product: Golgi apparatus protein 1-like
Cellular component (GO): Golgi membrane
Molecular function (GO): fibroblast growth factor binding
Source: RefSeq, a predicted model, not a curated record